Glycine soja is the source of this 996-nucleotide messenger RNA. RefSeq names its product transcription factor MYB78-like. Gene Ontology annotation, molecular function: sequence-specific DNA binding; DNA-binding transcription factor activity. NCBI's taxonomy places the organism in Eukaryota, Viridiplantae, Streptophyta, Magnoliopsida, Fabales, Fabaceae. Gene Ontology annotation, cellular component: nucleus. The coding region runs from base 77 to 787 and encodes 236 amino acids. The transcript has 3 exons. The record is from RefSeq and is a predicted model, not a curated record. Gene Ontology annotation, biological process: regulation of DNA-templated transcription.
UGCCCCCAAUAAGUGAAACCAUCAAUCCCCUGUAUAUAUAACCACUCUUCCUCUCCUCCAAAUUAAAACACUUAUCAUGGAUGUUAAGAAAGGUGGGUCUGUAGUACAAGCACAAGUGAAGUUGCAGAAGCAUAACGAAAAGGAGAUGGGCAUGAGAAAAGGUCCAUGGGCGGUUGAGGAGGACACCAUUCUGGUCAAUUACAUCGCCACACACGGUGAAGGCCACUGGAAUUCCGUGGCACGAUGUGCAGGUCUAAGGAGGAGUGGGAAGAGUUGCAGAUUAAGGUGGCUAAACUACUUGCGCCCAGACGUGCGGCGUGGAAAUAUCACACUCCAAGAACAAAUAUUAAUUCUCGACCUUCACUCUCGCUGGGGCAACAGGUGGUCAAAGAUUGCUCAACAGCUACCAGGAAGAACAGACAACGAAAUAAAGAACUAUUGGAGGACCAGAGUGAUAAAACAAGCGAAGCAGCUAAAGUGCGAUGUGAAUAGCAAACAGUUCAGAGACACGUUGCGUUACGUUUGGAUGCCGCGCUUGCUGGAGCGGCUUCAGCCCACAUCACAAGCACUGGAGCCAAACCAAAGUGGACUUGUGUUACACGCUUCAUCAUCACUGCUUCCUUCGAAUUCCGACCGUAGUAUUGAAAGGGGGUCGGAUCUGUGGCCAGGUUUCAAUAACCAAAUGUUGUUGGAACAGGGGAGUGGCGGUGACUUGUUGGAAAGUUUGUGGGAUGACGACAAUAUGUGCUUUUUGCAACAGCUUUCUUAUGACCUCCAAAUGAAAUAAAAUACAAUUCCCUUCCGUCACGCAUUCUGCAAUGCACAGUGCUGAAAGUUGAGCAUGCGUUCAAUGAAUAUUGUUUUCCUCACUUUCAUGUACAUAUUAAAUCUUAGAGACUAAACUAGUCACGUGCCUAAAAGUUGAUACCAGUUGAAAUAAUAUGGUUUAUUAAUCUUAAUUGAAAAAAAUAGUCUAUGCCUUUGUUUAUGUAGUUA